AUGGCCGACCAUAACGAAGAUACUUCCUGGCUCGCUACGAGCGAGUUGAGGAUUGAGGAUCUUGUUGAUCUUGAUCUUUAUGAUCACUCUGAAAGUUCUAGAGAAAUCCAGGCCCCUCACAUACGUGCUUACGAUGAGUUGAUGCUUGAGCGGAGGGCUACUCGUGUUGGUGCGCAUGAAGAACACCCACCACUAACAAUAUUAACUAAAUCCGGACGAAUUUCUUCGUCUGCGCGUUAUAUUGAACAUGUUGACUUUCUUCCUGAGUAUCCGCGCACGGAUAGUGAUGGGUAUGCCUAUAUUGUCCAUCUAGAUACUUCUGAUCCAGAGAAACUUCGAACAAAGGAGGUUCAUGACCGAAUGAGAGAUAUUCAAUACUGCAAAAAGGUUGUUGGUACUUCGCAGGUUGUCUAUUCGUCUUAUCUCAACUGCCAGACUCUUCGCACAGACCUUAGGUGUACUGGGGCUAAGGUUUGCCAAUAUCUUGGGUCUCAGCUACGUGAUUUCCAACAUAGCCAUGUGAAUGAAGAGCUAUGGGAUAGUAUCCAGGAGACCCGAGCUUCUAUCGAGGACGCAAGAACUCUUACACAUAGUCAGAGACAAGCAAUUGCACUUGUUGAUGCAGCGAAGAAGAGGUUUGCCCAAAGGAAAGCCUGUCGCAGUCAUACACAAACAUGCCAUCUUGUGUUCCGCGAAGGGCGCCCAGAUAUCCAUGGGGUUAUUACCUAUUUUCUUGCGUGUAUCCACGGAAGAUUUGCAGUACGGGAUCAUUACUACUUACCUAUCAUGAAGGAAGGUGUAGACUUCGAGUAUAUGCGUCAGCUUUGCACGAAUACCGCAGAAUUUGCCUAUGAGGACUGCGCAGUAGUAGAGCAGCAAGUCUCGCGAAAAACAACAUGUGGCCAAGUUCAUCCCCAAGGAGAGGCUCAGUUAGUCCGGACUGAAUGUGAAGUUCGUUUCAAGAUCUUCCAGCCAAUCAAUCUCUUAGAGAACCCAUUCGUUAUCUUCCUCUCAUCUGAAAUACAUUGCCAUAUUCCACCACCGCCGAGCCGGCCGCCAAGAUCGAUAUUAGGGGAGGUUCUUGAGCUAAUCAAACGCAUGCAAAGUCCUGACCUUACAACAAGCCUCUUUCUGCGUAGUCCUGAACUUCGCGACUUCUGCAAGUUAUACCGUGGAGAAACUCUCUCUCAGAUCCACGCAAGCUUUGCGAACUAUGACCGUAUUAGGGCGCUUAUAUUAAAGCAAAGGAUACUAGCCUAUCCUGAAGGCAGAGAUCUUGAAGGAGUUUAUUGGAAGUAUACAAACGAUCCCGAAUGGCGCGAAUAUACUCGGGGGAUUUACAACGUUCCCUAUAAUGAUGGAGUAAUUAUUCUAUGCGCACUAGACUCACAGAUUAAGCUUCUUGCAUCUGUUAAGUCUUUUGAGGUUGAUAUGUCGUAUAAACGUACGAAGGGUGAAUUUAACGAAGUGAUCUUUGCAAUGUUUCACGAGAAGCAUGGAAAAGUUAUUACUCUUGCACGUGCUUUUGUAAACCGGCAGGAUAAAUAUACCUAUAAGAAGCUUUUUGAGGUCCUCUUUGAGCGUGUAGAAACAGUGACUGGAUUUCCAAUCCGCUUCUACUAUCUAUAUGGCGAAGGCUUAAGGGCAAUUGUGAUGGAUAUGGACCAAGGUCAGUUCGUUGGUCUUGGUCUCUACCUUCAAAGGCGUGAUCCAGAAAAUCGAGAGUGGACAUGGCAGUUACGCAAUAUUAUCCUUUUCUGCCAUAUCCACUUUAAACGUACAGUACGAAAGAUGGUGCCUUCUGAAUUUGGGCGUGUUCAUUCCUCUGGUCAAACACGUCUAAAUAGUCUCCUCACAAGCCCAACAAGUGAGGAGUAUUUUGAGUUGAUCAACGUCAUUAAAGAGCUCGAACCACGCUUCUUUGACUGGGCUGAACAUAAGGCACAUGAGGUAAUUGCAGCAGGUCUUUGUAAGGCUUGCUCACUAAUAAGGCCUGAGUUCUGGGAUGAAGUACAGAACUCUACUAAUGCGGUUGAGCAAUCUCAUAAUAAAUCCUACUCCAUGGGAAAGUACGAGACGUUACUUGGGGCAAUUCAAGGAUCUCGUAUUCUAGAUCAACGGGAUAUGGAUCAGUAUACUGCUCGCGAACGACAUGAUCUCCGACAUGGAUAUCGGUCUGCUGAUAUAAGGUCACGUUACGCAAACCAUAUGACAAAUGAACUUCGGUAUACCGCACGUCAAGAGCAGCAAUUGCAAGCUACUCCUCAGGCUUUGUACGAAGAAGAAGAGGGUCUUAUACCACAAGGUCAAGAUCUCGGACACCUAUACAAGCUUCACCACGUCGUGCGCUAUCUCAAAUCUCAUCGCGAGCAAGUUCUCCAUUAUCACGAUCUCAACGAAGUCAAUCAUUCACUUCAACAAUCCAGCCGCCAAGUUCACCAGUGCCUUCUAUCGCAUUACCUUCUUUACCGCAUAGUCUUAUACGUCUCGCGACAGCAAAUCAUCAGGCAACCCUAG
Penicillium subrubescens is the source of this 2517-nucleotide messenger RNA. RefSeq lists its product as uncharacterized. The record is from RefSeq and is a predicted model, not a curated record. The transcript has 16 exons. NCBI's taxonomy places the organism in Eukaryota, Fungi, Ascomycota, Eurotiomycetes, Eurotiales, Aspergillaceae. Bases 1 to 2517 code for a protein of 838 amino acids.